AUGGCCGCCGCCAACGGCACCCUCACCCCGCCGUCGCUGCCGCCUGCGCCCAACUCGCCCUCUGCCGCAAAACGCAAACUCGGAGCGCCUCAUGGGACUGCUGCCAACGGCGCAUCCACGCCUGCGCAGGGAGAGAGCGCACCCGCCAACCCACGCUCUCUCCAGGCCGUACUAGGAGACAUACUGGCAGUCCUCAAGAGCUACGACACAAAGCCCUCGAUUCUGUCACACCCCAUCACCUCGUCGAUAACGCGAUCUGCCUCCGGAGAAGCCGACUCGAAGCGCACCAAGCUGACCCCACCGAGCGGCCCUGCGACCAUCGCCAACUUGAUUCAAGACGGCUCAUACCAGUCUUUGCACGCAUUGGACAAGGAUGUCGAGAGUGCUGCCGCCGAAAUCCUGGCAGCCAACGGCCCAAGCGACUCGUCAACUGCGCCAACAUCACCUGGGGACACUGCGCUUCAAGGCAAAGUGCUUGCUUUCCAAACCAUACUGAAGAACUUGGUUGCCAGGGAAGAUGCGCCCAAGGCACAUGGCCCAGCAGAGGGCGUCAACGGCGACGCGGAUGCCCACGUCUCGACAGAGGAUGGUACCCCUGUGCCAAUCAAGGAGGAAGAGCAGGACGCCGAGGUGCCUCAGAGUAGGACCGUUCUUACGCUGUACGGAAGCGCACCGCCGAAGCAGCUCUUCUCCAGCUUGCAGCAGCCCCAGAAGAUACCACCCACCGAUGGAAUAUCUACACUCGAUACCGCCGUCAAGGUGACUCUACCUCUUCGCGAGACGAAUCUGCCCAACCUUAUCUCGACCACCGAAGUAUAUCCUCUCCCCGAUCCAGACAACAAAAAGAAGAUUGCGACCAUUGGAGAGGUCUUUCGCGCACCUCCCCACCUACCACAGAUCAGCCCUCCCAAGUCUGCUCGACCGACAACGAGCAAAGGCAACAGUACCAUCACCUUCGCGCACCAAGAAGCGCCCAAACCCCGUCGCAAGGGAUCGCAAUCGUACGCGCACCAAAAUCUAUCUUCGGGCUUUUGGCUUGGAUAUGGCGGGGUGGAUAUGCCCAAGGACCAGACCUCACCAACGGCAAAGCAAAAGAGCAGACAGCGGGCAUUGAGCAUGGGUGAAGCGCAACAGCCACCGUCCGAGGCAAUCCUGGUUGCAGUCCAACACGCAAAAGAAGACGCCUUGUUCCGCAGUGCUUACUCGAGCUUUGCUCCGACGCGAGAUGACAGCUCCGCUAUUAUCCCGGAAGAGACCAAGAACAUGGUAUGGUGGCAGAGGGUCGGCGAGAAGCGCUUCAACGACAUGUUCCCAAUCGAUCCUGCUCUGCUCGAUCCUGAGGAGGCUAAGCGGGCCCUUGCAAACGGAACAACCGAUGAGGACGAACUGUUCAAGGAGGCUGUGGAGAAUUUCACGCCAAUCGAAGGAGAUGAAUUGCCUGGCAUGGAGGAGAAGACUGAAGAGGAGAAAGACACAGACGAGCUACUCAAGGAGAUUUCCGAACUCUUGGAGACACUUGCAUCUUAUCAAAGGAUACGAAACCUCUCCCUUACAACCAACCCACGCACACCUGUCGUGCAGAACGCCUCCCUUGCGACUUUGGCUGGCAGCCCAUCCACACCUUCGUCUGAAGAGUUUGAUGUGUAUCAGAUUCUCAAGUCCCAGCUUACCUUGUUGAUCUCACAGCUUCCGCCGUACGCUGUCGCCAAACUCAACGGAGACCAGAUGGACGAACUCAACAUCAGUCGGACCAUUCUGUUCGAUGCUAAAGAGUACAAGGGAGUUCUGGAGGAGGACCAACUGUCUAAACUGGCAAAGACACCAGGAAUGACUACUGCAGCGCCAGCUACUUUGGCUCGAACAGGCUCUGGAACCAAUACGCAUUAUCCCGCAGCUAGCCAUCAGUACAGCCGUCCAGGUCAGUCAGUGCCUCAGUCCGGCGCUCGCCCAGUGUAUACGCAACCGCAGUCUCUCCAUCGGUCAUCCUCAAUGCAUCUACAACGCUCGCCGUCGGGUGCCGCGCAGACAUUCCAACCAGGUGGUGCGCCAUAUGCCCCGAAUGCUCGAUCAGGGUAUUCGGCAACCCCAUCGUACAGCCAACAGACGCCGCGACCAAGUUAUGGAACCACACCUUCUGGGCAGUACUUUCCGCAACGCUCUGCACAGCCAAGUGGCUACAGUGGCGCCACGGGCUCGCAGUACUACAACUCGACACCAGCACAGGGUCAAAAUCGAUAUGCCGCACAGCAGAAUCAGGGCAACUUCUAUCCUCGGUCACAAAAUGCGGCACCUCUGUACAAUGGCUCACAAGCACCGCCGCCACGUAAUGUUUCGCCUAUGAAGGGCGCACCACCUACGCCAUCAGCUUAUGGUACACGGCCAACAUACGGCACGCCGGUGUCUGGAGGGCAGAUGCGCAGCACCUACUACGGUCCAUCGCAAUACGGUGCUCCGCAGACGCCUGCUGCCGCUGGCCCCUAUAAUGGCGUAGCCAGCAAUCCGCAGCAAAUGAUGCUUGAGAGGCAACAAGCCCAGCAAGCACAGGCCCGGCUUGCAGCACAGAACAGUUUCAGUAGUAGUAGGCAAGGGUCAGGGACGCCGCAACCUCCCAACGGCUCCAUGUAUGGCGCUAAUGGGGCGUCCAUGUCGACGUAA
Alternaria burnsii is the source of this 2655-nucleotide messenger RNA. RefSeq lists its product as uncharacterized. The record is from RefSeq and is a predicted model, not a curated record. Bases 1 to 2655 code for a protein of 884 amino acids. The transcript is spliced from 2 exons. NCBI's taxonomy places the organism in Eukaryota, Fungi, Ascomycota, Dothideomycetes, Pleosporales, Pleosporaceae.